Molecule: messenger RNA, 3173 nt
Organism: Colossoma macropomum (tambaqui)
Lineage: Eukaryota; Metazoa; Chordata; Actinopteri; Characiformes; Serrasalmidae
Exons: 21
Coding region: 59-2062 (667 amino acids)
Biological process (GO): cell surface receptor signaling pathway; negative regulation of T cell proliferation; cellular response to lipopolysaccharide
Cellular component (GO): external side of plasma membrane
Source: RefSeq, a predicted model, not a curated record
GAGUCUGAGGAGUGAAAGUAAAAAGUUCGGCGGUACCGUGUUCGUCCCAGAUGUGAAGAUGGGCGUAAUUAUUUUCCUUUUUCUGUCAGGAGUUCUGUUCAUCUGUGACGGGCUCCAUGUGCUAGGACCUUUUGGUCCUCUGAUAGUGGAGCUGGGGGGCUCAGUGAUGCUGCCCUGUUAUGUUGAAGCCCCCAUACCACUGGAAGAGCUGGAAGUGGAGUGGAAGAGAACAGACUCUGAAACUGUAGUACAUUUAUUCCAAGAUGGAGAAAGUCGACCAGAGGCUCAGGACCAGGCUUACAGUGGAAGAGCCCGUUUCUUUACUGAGGAGGUUGAGCGUGGAAACUUCUCUCUCCUGCUCACAAAUCUGACCUCUAAAGAUGCAGGAGUUUACAACUGUUCCGUUUACAGACAGCAGGAAACUGGUCACACAUCGGUCGAAAUAAAGGAGAUUGAGCGUUUGAUUGUGACUGGAGGUCAUGUCGUAUCUGCGUAUGCGAGUGAGGACAUCACUAUGAAUUGUUCUGUGGACUCCAGUGUCCCACCUGAAAAGCUUGAGGUCUUAUGGAAGACAGUGGAUCAACAGAUUCCAGUGCUGUUCUUCGAAAAGGGUGAGGUCCGGACUGAAUCAACCCAUGAGAGAUACACAGACAGAGUGGAGUUCUUCAGCCCUGAAGAAAGGCAGAAAGGAAAUUUCUCACUUAGAUUAAAGGAUCUCCGAACUGAGGACAAAGGCCAUUACAUAUGUGAAGUGUCCUCUGGGGACUUUUCAGCUAACACAACUGUGGAAGUGCUGCAGCUGGGUUUUUCCAGUAUGCACACAGGGACAUUGCUUCUCUGUGUGCUGGCUUUUGUAGUUCCAGUUUUUCUAAGCUAUUCAGCGUCUACCUCUUUAACAAAAAAUGACGACAGCAGAAGAGCCUUAGCUGUACAGUAUACGCUUGUCUGUUGUCCAAACAUUGCUAUGUGCCUUGCCUUUAUCCUUUGGGGCGUCAUUGAAGGGUUCUACAGAGAGGCGGCUACUUGCUCGGCCCUUAACCUGAUGAGGAUUCUUUCCCUGUUUUGGAUUGCUCCUUAUUUGGAUACAUUUAAAGAGAACCUCCAAAGAUUCAUUAAACGAACAGCAAUUACACUAGAAUAUGCUGUGAUAACUGCUUUCUCUUAUCCAGGUCUGAUUGUGCGCUUAUGGGACAUAUAUCAGAAAGACAAUGAUUACAGAGUGCUGCUGACAAUAAUUUUUCUGAUGUUACUGCUGCUUGCAUUGUGCAUAAGAACCUUUAUACAAGGUCUUACAAGCAUCAUCAAGAAUGAAGGAUUAAUAAAUUAUCAUCUAACAGAAGUCAUUAAUUAUGGACGAGGGGUUGUUAUUGUUGUGAUAUAUAACUUUAUUACCACUAAUGUUGUGCUAGCAUGGCUGCCAAUCCUGACAGUGUGUUUUUCCUUCUGCAGAUGUCAAGGCCUCUUCAAUAGAGGAUCAAAGGUUUUGAUCUGGAUGUCAGUUCUGUUAAUCUUGGAGGUCAUAAGCGCAUCAUCAUCAGUCUACAUUCAAAAUGUUUCACUGCAGACUCAUAAAGAACGUGGAGGACUGACCUGUGUGGCUGCAUAUCUCCACAUUUUGACUGGGAUGUUAUUCUUUAAUGCAUUGUUUUAUGUUUAUGAUAAAUCUCAUGCGGAACAGACGAGGCGAUCAGUAGAGAUUGACUCUACAGUCACAGAGCCACAGCGAACAUCAGGUCAUGCCAUUGUGUACAUGCUGGGGGCAGUGGGUCUCAGUUUUGUGAAUUCUGUUGCACUGGCAGUAGAACUGAUUCUCAAAGCACGAAAUGGUGAGCGUACAGUGGAAGACCUGCGAGUCAUUCUCAUACCCUCUGAAUGUAUCUUUGCUAUAUGCUGCCUUAUGCUACAAAUAUCUGCAUUCUGGCGGACAAACAGAGAAAACUUGAUGGACGAUCUAAGGGACUUGUGUCAAUUGUUUGGGUGUAAACAGGCGUCAGUGGACUCACCAGUACACAAUCAUGAACUACAGGCUAUACCGUCUACGGAAGCUGCUCCUGCUCCUUAGGAGGUAUUGAGGAAGUAUUGCUUCUUGUAUACAGACCACCUAAAUGAAGACACGUUAGGUUUGGAGCCAUCUGAAGGACACGGAUGGAUCUGUGGUUGUGAUUUCUGCUCAAAGGAACGUCAUGUUUGGUACAUACAGAAAAUCCCAGCAGGUACUGGGCCAACCAAAGACACUGAAGCAGUCUCUACUUGGACAUGAUUGUUCAGUGACAUGGAACAAAAUAUGAACUUAACAGCAUUAAGAGCAUUUAGUCUCUAACGCUGGUACACUAAACUUGCCAUUCCACUACCAUGCCAGCCUCACUGCUGUGCUGAAUCAUUCACCACCCGAAUAAUAUCUGGUCCUCAUCAUCAUCAUCAUCAUCGUUAACCGUGUAAUCCAGAUAGGGGCGUGGUAGCAGUUGGGAGAGCAGAGAAUCCCAGAUGACCCUGACCCCCUGGACAGGGCUGUGUAAUAUCUGGUCCUGGGGUCAGAAACUGACCCAAUGCUCUAUGCUGUCCCAUCACCUGGGGAUAGAAAAAUACUGCACAGGGAGAUAUGAAAUCGGUUUUGGGAUGAUAAAUUUGCACGUUAAUGUCUGCAAAAUUUACAGUGAUGAAAUAAUGAACAUGCCAGCCAGACAAGUCACUACAAAGCAAUGUUUAAUGCAGAAACCUUUUUUAUGCUUUAUAAGUAGGUUUUGCUACAGUAUUACUAAUUUCCACUAGUCCCCCUUUGGAAUUUGCAUGGGUAAGUUAGCGUGACACUACUAGUAAUAAUAUAUGUUUACAUCUGAUGGCAGCUAUAAUCAAUACAGUACAAAAUGCACAAUUCAAUGUGCACGACAUUACUUUUUCAUAGAGAUAUGCAGAAUGUGUGUCAGGAUGUAAAGCAAAACCUCUAUUACACCGUUAUUUUGUUGCUUGAUCUCUUCACAGAAAAACACUAGAGGACGAUUUGCAUUUAAAAGACAAAAUACUGAAUUGUCGAAACUGAAUACAGUCGACCUUGAACUAUAAUCAACACAGCUAUUUUGCUUUCCACAGUGUGAUACUCCAAAUGUAUAUGCCUCAGUCAGUGCAGGGCAGUCACGGUGCAAAAAGUGUAAUGCAGUAUGUCCUCCUAAUGUUUU